Molecule: messenger RNA, 932 nt
Organism: Argentina anserina (silverweed cinquefoil)
Lineage: Eukaryota; Viridiplantae; Streptophyta; Magnoliopsida; Rosales; Rosaceae
Product: DNA-directed RNA polymerases II and IV subunit 5A-like
Biological process (GO): DNA-templated transcription
Cellular component (GO): RNA polymerase II, core complex; RNA polymerase III complex; RNA polymerase I complex
Molecular function (GO): DNA binding
Source: RefSeq, a predicted model, not a curated record
UAAGCAACGAUGUUGACGGAAGAAGAGAUUACGAAGCUCUACAGAGUUCGGAAGACACUAAUGCAAAUGCUGAAAGACAGGGACUACACGAUUGUGAAUCAUGAUCUGAACAUGUCAAUGUCGCAGUUCAAGAACAAAUAUGGAGAGAACAUGAAAAGGGAGGACCUUACUAUCAAUAGUAGGAAGAAAGACAACGAGUCUGAUCAGAUUUACGUGUUUUUCCCUGAUGAACCUAAAGUUGGGGACGAAAUGAAGAGUUACGUGAAUCGCAUGAAACAGGAGAAUGUGACUAGAGCAAUCUUAGUUGCUCAACAGAAUCUGACUCCUCAGGCAAAGUCCGUCAGUGAGAUGGGUUCAAAGUACCACUUGGAGAUUUUCCAGGAAGCAGAAUUGUUGGUGAAUAUUAAAGAGCAUGUUCUAGUUCCUGAGCAUCGGGUUCUUACAAAUGAGGAAAAGAAGACUUUGCUGGAGAGGUACACCGUGAAAGAGACACAGCUUCCUCGUAUCCAGCUUAUUGAUCCGAUUGCAAGAUAUUACGGGCUUAACCGUGGACAAGUUGUGAAGAUAAUUCGGCCAAAUGAGACUGCAGGACGAUAUAUCACCUACCGUUACGUUAUCUGAGUACUCACUAGAUGAAACCUUGAUUGCAUUAGUCUUCUUCAUAGAGUUCACAAUAUUCCAGGCUUAAGCGUGGACAAAUUGUGAUGAUAAUCCGGCUAAGUGAGACUGUAGGACGAUAUGCCAUCUUCUGUUAUGUCGUCUAAGUACUUUUGUUAUAAGCUGAAACCUGAAUUCCAGUAGUCUUAUUUUAAUUGUCGUAAUGGUAGGUUGGCUCAGUUGAGAUAUUGGAGAUUUCUGAUGUCUUCAACUCGUGUUGUGCAUUGUAGUAUCUGUAAUGUGCGGUUGCGUAAUGCUGAACUCCCAGUGAUCUA